This is a messenger RNA of Solanum tuberosum (potato), 1024 nucleotides long. Its product is annotated as anthocyanidin 3-O-glucosyltransferase 4-like. Gene Ontology annotation, molecular function: UDP-glucosyltransferase activity. The transcript has 2 exons. The record is from RefSeq and is a predicted model, not a curated record. The coding region runs from base 1 to 939 and encodes 312 amino acids. NCBI's taxonomy places the organism in Eukaryota, Viridiplantae, Streptophyta, Magnoliopsida, Solanales, Solanaceae.
AUGAAGGAUCAAAGUGAAAUUCCUGAAUCAGGGCCUUUUGUCAUCCCUGAUUUGCCAGAUAGAAUUGAGGUAACUAAAUACAAAAUACGAGCAGCUGAAACAAGAGCCUAUGUGGUUGUAAUCAAUACUUUCGAGGAGUUUGAAAAAAGGUACGUUGAUGAAUUCCAAAAACUUAAAGAUGGAAGAGUUUGGUGUAUUGGACCUUUGUGUCUCUGUAACAAUGACAAUCUAGAUAAAGCUCAGAGAGGGAAUAAGACGUCAUUUGACAAGGAGGACAGUUUAAAUAAAUGGCUUGAUUCUUGGCAGCCUGAGUCUGUUGUGUAUGCAUGUCUUGGGAGUCUCGGUCGUAUUACAAUUGUACAAUUUGUGGAGCUAGCUUUAGGCCUGGAAGAAUCAGGUUGUCCAUUCAUUUUAGUCAUAAAAGCAGGGGAAGGACAAGCACCAAUAGAGGACUGGAUAUCGAAAAAUAGAUUUGAGACAAGAACAAAAGAAAGAGGGCAUUUGAUCUGUGGCUGGGCACCACAAGUAUUGAUCCUAUCACACCCUGCAAUUGGAGGGUUCUUGACUCAUUGUGGUUGGAAUUCGACCCUUGAGGGGAUCGCUGCUAGUGUGCCUAUGAUCACUUGGCCUUUAUUUUCCGAGCAGUUUCUGAACGAGAGAUUCUUAGUACAUGUCUUAAAAAUAGGACUGAGUGUUGGAUCUCAAGGAGUUAUGCAUUUGGGAGAGGAAAAGAAGCCUGAAGUCCAAGUGAACAAAGAAGAAGUGACUAAAACCAUUAAAAAGGUGAUGGACAAAGAGAAAGAAGGAAAUGAUAGGAGAAAAAGAGCGAAAGAAGUUGGACGAAUUGCAAAAAAUGCAAUAGAAAAUGAUGGAUCUUCUCAUCUUAGUUUAACACUUUUAAUCAAAGAAAUACAAGAAUUCCAACUCAACAAAUCUUAAAAUGAAAAUGCACAAGUAGUAUGGAAUGUACUUCUUUGAGAAUUAUAAAGUGUUAUCAGAUAGGGUUUAAUGUAGUAAUUUAACA